This is a messenger RNA of Danaus plexippus (monarch butterfly), 1245 nucleotides long. Its product is annotated as ankyrin repeat domain-containing protein 39. Lineage: Eukaryota; Metazoa; Arthropoda; Insecta; Lepidoptera; Nymphalidae. Gene Ontology annotation, molecular function: protein binding. The record is from RefSeq and is a predicted model, not a curated record. The transcript is spliced from 3 exons. Bases 23 to 544 code for a protein of 173 amino acids.
UUCAUGUAAUAAUUAUAUUGAAAUGGAUCAUAAAUGUAAUCUUAUUAAUCACAGCACCUGUUGUGUGUCUAGUGCUAAUAAAUCUGUGCAACAAACAUUGUCCGAAAUGGAUUGGGAAAGAAGCAUUUGGAAUGCAGCUUUUACAGGUGACCAGAAGAGAGUGCAAUCACUGCUUGACAAGUCUAAUAAUCCUAAAGAACUUGUCAAUAGCCUUGACAAUUCUGGUUAUACUGCAUUACACUAUGCCGCCCGCAGUGGACAUUUAAAUAUUUGCAAACUCCUCUUAGACCAUGGCGCCUAUAUAAAUGCCCAGACAAGAAGUGGCAAAGCCACACCUCUUCAUAAAGCAGCUUGCUCAGGCAAGAAAAAUAUAAUCAUGUUUCUUAUAAAUAAUGGAGCACAGAUUGAUCUACAGGAUUCAGACGGUAAAACAGUGCUCCACAGAGUCACUGAAAAUAAACAAGUUGAUCUCAUUAGCACCUUGCUUGAAGCUUGUCCUAAACUAAAAGAUAUUAAGGAUAAUAGAGGUAAUUUGGCAAUUUAACAUAAUUAAAUGUAUAUUUUGUUUAUUAAAUUUAAUAUUUCAUAUAACUCACUUUCUAUAUCUUCAAUGUAUACAAUUUUAUAAUUUAUUCUAAACAACUUAUAAUUAAAUCACUAUACAAGUAGUUAUUUUGAACAACUAAAUACAUUUAUAAAUAAUGAAAUAUAAUAUAUAAUGGUUAUUAGCGUGUUAAGUAAACCCUGUACUACAAUAGAUACUUAGUGAGGUUUAACGAUCUAUAGACAUUAUUUUUAUUCUGUAUUCUGAAGACUUCCAUAUGAAGAAAGUAUUUGUUAUGUAUUCACUAUAUUUAACAUCUAAAUGUUCUGCACACUGUUCUGCUUUUAUAGUUGCUUCUCAUAUAAGAAACAGGCUUCUUAGAAGUCUUAUACAUUGUUAUGAAGAACAUAAUUAGUUUUAGAUGUAUUUAAAUUAAUAUAUACAUUAAAUUAACAAAAAUAUUUUACAUGAUCCUGUUUUAUAAUACCUUACUUCUACCUAUUACUUAAGUGUGAGAUUAAAUUUUAUGUAGUGGAAGAUCAACUAAACAUUUAUUUUAUUAAUAAAUUUUGACUAGUAAAUAGGUUUUUGUAUCACUAAUUGUAGUUUCCAUAAAAAUGUUUUAUAUUUUUCACUAAUGUACAACUUUGUACUAAUUUAGGUACAGUAUUUAAACAUUUAUUAAAAAAUAUUUAAUGUCA